Molecule: messenger RNA, 781 nt
Organism: Cololabis saira (Pacific saury)
Lineage: Eukaryota; Metazoa; Chordata; Actinopteri; Beloniformes; Belonidae
Product: large ribosomal subunit protein eL19
Exons: 6
Coding region: 122-715 (197 amino acids)
Biological process (GO): translation
Cellular component (GO): ribosome; cytosolic large ribosomal subunit
Molecular function (GO): structural constituent of ribosome; RNA binding
Source: RefSeq, a predicted model, not a curated record
ACGAAGCUGUAACACGUUUAUAGCCGGUCGUCGGCUGUAUUUAGGAUGUAGUGAUUCCCCCAUGACCGUAAUGGUAGCGACCACGUGACCCAGUUCCUGCGUGUGUAUCGAGCUAGCAGCCAUGAGCAUGCUCAGGCUCCAGAAACGCCUGGCAUCCAGCGUUCUGCGCUGUGGCAAGAAGAAGGUGUGGUUGGAUCCAAAUGAAACCAAUGAGAUUGCCAAUGCAAACUCCCGCCAGCAGGUCCGAAAACUGGUGAAGGAUGGAUUGAUCAUUAAGAAACCUGUGACGGUUCAUUCCCACGCUCGCUGCCGCAAGAACACAUUGGCACGCCGCAAGGGACGUCACAUGGGUUAUGGUAAGAGAAAGGGUACAGCCAAUGCUCGUAUGCCAGAAAAGUUGUCAUGGAUGCGGCGCAUGAGAAUCUUGCGUCGUCUUCUUCGCCGCUACAGGGAGUCCAAGAAAAUUGACAGGCACAUGUACCAUAGUCUCUACCUGAGGGCCAAAGGUAAUGUAUUUAAAAACAAGCGCAUCCUGAUGGAGCACAUUCAUAAACUGAAGGCUGAUAAGGCUCGCAAGAAGCUUUUAGCUGACCAGGCUGAGGCUCGUCGCACAAAGACAAAGGAGGCUCGUAAACGCAGAGAGGAGCGACUCCUGGCCAAGAAAGAAGAGAUCAUCAAGAACUUGUCAAAGGAAGAGGAGAGUGCAAAGAAAUAAAAUCCAAAUGAAAAAAGGAAAAUCUUUCAGGUUCAGCUUUUUGUUAAUAAAUCUGGCCAACAUAAA